Molecule: messenger RNA, 579 nt
Organism: Lingula anatina
Lineage: Eukaryota; Metazoa; Brachiopoda; Lingulata; Lingulida; Lingulidae
Molecular function (GO): calcium ion binding
Source: RefSeq, a predicted model, not a curated record
AUGUUUCUCUUACUUGUGAUUUUAUCCACAGCGUUUUCUGAGGCAACACCAGGUGUUGACCCCUGCCAGGACUAUGUGGAACUUGAUGAAGCAUGGCGAAAGACCAGCUUCAGUAGUUCAUAUUAUGCACAAGAGACAGGAAUGACCCUUGACUGGUUCCGCGUUACUGGAGAUGCUGGAAAUAAAGUUGCAAAUACGUGUCCAAGUCAAAGUUAUUGCGGCGUUUAUUACCCUAUGUGGAUGUUAGGGGACCAUCCCACGGCAGCAGAAGGAAUAGUAAAACACACGCUGUGCUCCAGGAUCUCAUCUAGCUACUGCUGUCACACCCCGGGGGAAUCGUCUAAUGUCAAAGGAGACGUCAUCUAUGUGAAGAAGUGUCCUGGGGGAUAUUACGUAUAUAGAGUACCAAAUUUGAAAUUUGCGUGGACGUAUAGGGCGGUCUGUUCAGUGAAGGACAGCAGUGACCCGUGCCUGGACAGUAACUGUACAUACGGCUGUGUAAACAACAAUGGGAAGUAUGAGUGCACCUGUCCACCUGAUAUGGUCAAGUCUGGGGACAACUGUGGUCAGUUACAUUGA